Molecule: messenger RNA, 3718 nt
Organism: Pangasianodon hypophthalmus (striped catfish)
Lineage: Eukaryota; Metazoa; Chordata; Actinopteri; Siluriformes; Pangasiidae
Gene: cdk17
Product: cyclin-dependent kinase 17
Exons: 17
Coding region: 347-1927 (526 amino acids)
Biological process (GO): protein phosphorylation
Cellular component (GO): cytoplasm; nucleus
Molecular function (GO): protein kinase activity; ATP binding
Source: RefSeq, a predicted model, not a curated record
UCUUCCUCCCGUGUCGCUUCACUAGGCGGAGGCGUCAGUAGAGACGGGGAGCAACCCGAGCUGUGUCAGUAUCCGCCGGAGUUCAAGCGAAAACCCUUUAAAAACACACACUCGGUCGGAGAGCUGUAUCAUAAACGGAGUCGUUUGGGUUUUGAGUUUAUACCUCGAGUGCAGUUUUAAGCGCUGAGGCAGUAAAAGUCCCUAAAAACCGCGAUAAUCAACAAUACCCGAGGAGCAGUGUGGAGAGAAAAGACGGCAUCCGGCCUGCGAGAAAGAAGUAGCCGAGGGCUGGUCCUCUGGUCUAAGCGGCUCUUUUAGUUUCUGGCCUCAAGUGCCUCAGAGGCCCAUGGAGAAGAUGAAGCGGUUUAAGAGGCGUUUGUCGCUCACGCUGCGUGGCAGCCAGACCAUCGAUGAGUCCCUCUCGGAGCUCGCCGAGCAGAUGACCAUCGAGGAGAACAGCAGUAAGGACAGUGAGCCCAUAGUGAGGAAUGGACGGCCGCCCUCGUCUCAUAGCAUGCACUCGUUCUUGCACCAGUACACAGGCUCGUUUAAGAAGCCUCCUCUCCGCCGGCCUCACAGCGUCAUCGGGGGCAGCUUGAGCUCCUUCAUGGCCAUGCCACGCAAUGGCAGCAGACUCGAUAUAGUCCACGAGAACCUAAAGAUGGGAUCUGAUGGUGAGAGUGAUCAGGCAUCAGGAACAUCUUCAGACGAGGUUCAGUCACCCACUGGAGUGUGUCUCCGCACCAGGACACAUCGCCGCAUAUCCAUGGAGGACGUGAAUAAGCGCCUGUCUCUACCUGCUGAUAUUCGGAUUCCUGAUGGUUAUCUGGAGAAACUGCAGCUGAGCAGCCCCCCCUUCGACCAGCCACUCAGCCGCCGAUCACGCAGGGCCUCACUGUCAGAAAUUGGCUUUGGCAAACUGGAGACCUACAUCAAACUGGACAAGCUUGGAGAGGGAACAUAUGCCACAGUUUUCAAAGGCCGGAGCAAACUGACGGACAACCUGGUAGCUUUGAAGGAGAUCCGGUUAGAGCACGAGGAAGGGGCACCUUGCACAGCCAUUAGAGAGGUUUCAUUACUGAAGGACCUGAAGCACGCCAACAUUGUUACGCUUCAUGACAUCGUCCACACAGAAAAAUCCCUCACACUUGUCUUUGAGUACCUGGAUAAGGAUCUGAAGCAGUACAUGGAUGACUGUGGGAACAUCAUGAGCAUGCACAAUGUUAAGAUUUUCCUGUUUCAGAUCUUGCGAGGACUGGCAUACUGCCACAGACGUAAGGUUCUGCACAGGGACCUGAAGCCACAGAACCUCCUCAUCAAUGAGAGAGGGGAGCUCAAGCUGGCAGACUUUGGUCUGGCCCGGGCCAAAUCUGUCCCCACUAAGACCUACUCAAACGAAGUUGUAACUCUGUGGUACAGACCUCCCGAUGUGCUGCUCGGCUCUUCUGAAUACUCCACGCAGAUCGACAUGUGGGGUGUUGGAUGUAUAUUCUAUGAGAUGGCUGCUGGUCGGCCACUUUUCCCAGGCUCCACAGUGGAGGAUGAACUGCAUCUUAUUUUCAGGCUAUUGGGUACACCAACGGAGGACAACUGGCCAGGAAUCUCAUCUAUCGAGGAAUUCAAAUCCUACAACUUUCCCAAAUACAAACCACAGCCCUUCAUCAACCAUGCACCGAGGCUAGACACUGAAGGAAUUGAGUUGUUGUUGUCAUUUCUUAAGUACGAGUCCAAGAAACGAAUUUCUGCUGAUGAUUCAAUGAAACACUCUUACUUCAAGAGUCUGGGCAUGCGCGUGCACACACUGCCUGAGAGUAUCUCUAUAUUUACACUGAAAGAGGUGCAACUACAGCGAGACCCUGGCUACCGGAAUGCCUCAUACCCCGAGACAGGAAACAGCAAGAACAGAAGACAGAGUAUGCUGUUCUAAGCACUGGCUCUGACAAACACACUCGCACAAGCAUACACACACACGCGCAUGCACACACACAAGCACACACAGUGGAUCAGGAUGAUGGCGUUUGCUCAGCAACUGUCUUGUACAGACUAACAGACUAGCCUCCCUACCCUCUUUAGUCAGUGUGUGUGUGAGGGUGAACGAUGGGUGAGGGGGACUGACCAGUCCGGCUCUUUCCCAUCCUCCUGUGUCCAGCAUGCAGCCAGUCCCAGUGACAAAACACAGCGACGCCCCUGCCCCAUGUCCGCUUCCUCAAGGCAACACAUUGGAGUUUAGACUGUGAGAUGGGAGCGUGUAUAUAUGUGUGUAUGUGUGUAUUUAUUGAAAAGGUCGUUGGGCUUUUUUUUUUGCUGCUAAUCAACUACUGUCUCCUUGUAACCUUCCCUACUCUCUGGCAGCCUUCCUGGUUGCGGACACAUCAGUACUGCCGUCAAGGAUUUCUUUUUUUUUUAAAAUAGUUAUUAUAAUUCUGGAUAUAAUUAUGUUAAUAAUGUUCAUAUUGCAAAUAUCAUGUUUGUUAUUGGCCACAUUUUGAAUUGCAUCCUCUUUUUUUUUUUUUUUUGGCAUGGUUAUUAUGUAGAAAUAAUAGUUCCUACACACUUUGUAGAAGCUGUACAAAAACUCCUCACUCCCAUUCCAAUCUCCAAAGCUCACUUUGACAUUUCAGAUGACCCAGAGCCUGGAGAAGAGACCCUCCUCCUCUUUGUCAGUGAGGCAUGAAUGCAGCAAGUGUGUAGCUCGUUCAGGGAGACGAACUCACUGGUGUUCAGCCUGGUGAGAGAGCGCUAAACAGCUUUUUUUCGACUCAUUUGUGACUGUCGCCACGUUCAGUCAGCAUUGUGGAGCAAGCCGUGAUGUCGGGGUGGAGGACCAAGCUGUGAGAGGGGGAUCAAAACCACUGGACCAGCAGUAAUCACGUGAUCUUUGCAGAAAUGACUGAAGACCUUCCACACCUUCCUCUUUGAGCAAAUGUUCUCCUUUAGUGUCAUUCUACUUAUCCAUUUCCUCAGUGAAAACUUUCUGCCUGGACUGAAGUGCUUGUAUGAUUUUUUUUUCCCUUUGAGAGCAACUUAUUCUAAUGCAUCAUCAGUGAUUGUACAAAAAUGAUUCAUCCCAGAUCUCUGUAGCAUUUGUUUAUUUGUGUGUGUGUCACAGUGUAAGAGUGUAAGAGAGUGAGUGAGUGAGCGAGCGAGCGUGUGUUUGUAAGAGAUCAUGGAGAUCAGAUUGUACAGAACCUUGUUGCACCAUGCUUGUAAGUUUUCUGAAGAUGCGUUAGUUUCAUUAACAGUAUUAAGACAAUUUUUUCUAAGUUACAUUUUGAUUUGUCUGUGAAUAAUAGUAUAACAGUGUGGCAUGUUGGAGUCCAACUGUCUCACAUUCAUUCUUGAAAUUUCUUUAUUUAGAAAAAAACGAGUGUGACAAAUACAGGAACAAAAACUUGGCUACAUCGGACCAACACUUUCCCCACCAAUAUUUGUACACAUGAAGAAAAGAUUCCAGACAGAGAUUUUAGAUUAAACAGACUAUAUUGUUUUUGAACUGACAUCACUCUUGAUUAAUAUUGUAAUUUUGCAGUUGACUGUGAUUGGAGAAGCGUGUGUAUGUGUGUAGAUGCAUGGAACGCCUGGUGUCUUGUAAACCUCGCCUCUGUGGAACACUGACGCUCUCAGUUGAAUGUCAGCUGAAUUGACCAUUUAACUCUUUCUACUGCAGAUAUUUAUUUCUCUUGAUCAGUGAAGUAAACAUGGUCUGUUUCCUACGGAA